AUGUUCGACCUCAGGGAUAUAUACGCUCUGCCGAAGCGGUGGACUCAGCAGCUGCGCACCCGGCAGAUACAGAAACGACAAUGGAGCGAUGCGAGCGAGACGGAACUGCGGAAGAUUGCGCGUUCCUCGUCGGGGUACACAGCAGAUACGAGCUAUUCACACUCAAUGCGCGUUGAAGAGGCCGAUUUCGCCCAUGCAAGCACAGAUCACGAGACCUACACCAGCAACACAAGGUUUACUUCUGGCUGGAGAUUCGGUGCCAUCAAUGGUGCUAUCUCUGUUUGUGUCGUCUUUUUCAUAAAUCUCGUCGUCACCAUCCUAGUUUCCGCGCGCAAAGACGGAGUAUUUUUCGAUGGCGAUUGCGAUCGUGCCAGCAAACUGAACACUGGGCUGCAUUUGCUAAUCAAUAUAUUGAGCACCAUUCUGCUUAGCUCAAGCAACUAUUGCAUGCAAUGUCUCUCAGCGCCAACUAGGAAAGAGAUAGAUGACGCGCAUUCCAAGGGCAAGUGGUUGGAUAUCGGAGUCCAGAGUGUCCACAACCUAAGGAACAUUGAUCGUCGCCGAGCAGUAGUGUGGCUUCUUCUCGGGCUGUCAUCGCUGCCUUUACACCUAUUCUACAACUCAGCUGUGUUCCUUUCGAUAUCCUCGAACAAUUACUUCGCGUUGAGCGUGCGGGAGUCGUUCAUCAACAGUCCAGAUUGCGGCGAAUGUGGCGCAAUAUUUUCAAAUACGACUGUAGCAGUCGGGAAUUACAAUACCGCUAUUCCAGACGUCGCCCGCAUGAUGCUUAAGAAGGCGCGUAACAACAAACUGGAUCGGCUUUCGAAUCUCGACUGUAUUCGCGAAUACGCGGAACCCAUCCAGACGAAGAGGAGGAAUGUGCUGCUCGUCACAGCUGAUGAUAGGAUGCCUGCGCCUAAUGUCACCGCAAACGGGACGGCCAAUAUAUAUGCUUGGAACGAUUUUGAUGCUUCAGCUGCGAGUAUCGUAUCGUCAGCGAUGAACUCGUACGGAUGGAUCUGCUCUGACGAUCCCACAUGGAGAUGGACAUCACCAUGCUCUACCCUCAUUGAUGCUAUCAAAAGCAAACCAGAUGAUUGGAAAGUAGGCCACACGGAUGGGGUUUUCAGUGACAGCUAUAACCCCACCUAUCCCGUCGACUAUUGUCUCAGCGAGACAUCGGAGCCACGCUGCAAAGUGCAGGUUAUGCUGACCAUUGCGAUACUAGUCACGGUUCUCAACAUCUUCAAGGCUGUUUUCAUCUUCUACACAGCAUUGGGGACGAAGGAGAAUCCUCUGAUGACUAUGGGAGAUGCCGUGGCUUCUUUCCUGGAGCGGAGGGAUGGGACCACCAAGGAAAUGUGCCUCUUAUCUAUUCGUGACGUGAAAACCAACGAUCGAUAUUUCCCAGCCGGGCCAAUAACAUGGAAAGGUGAACAACGACGAUUCAAGGAUGUAACGAGCCGUAGGCGGAGAAGUGUAACUUUCAUUGCGUAA
Messenger RNA from Didymosphaeria variabile, 1497 nucleotides. RefSeq lists its product as uncharacterized. The transcript has 4 exons. The coding region runs from base 1 to 1497 and encodes 498 amino acids. The record is from RefSeq and is a predicted model, not a curated record. NCBI's taxonomy places the organism in Eukaryota, Fungi, Ascomycota, Dothideomycetes, Pleosporales, Didymosphaeriaceae.